CGCACCCAUAUCCCACUGGGAAGUUGCUCUUAUAAAACACGUUUUAUUUGAGUGCGUUAAGCAGUAAUUUUGUUACCUAAUAACUUGGUUUGUUUUACUCGGAAAUCCAAUCACACCAUAACAAACUAACAUAGUGAAAAUUAACGAUUCAUAUAUUAUGGCAAUGACUGCGUCCGUGGUGAAGGAAGAACCACCAACUACGACAGUUAAAUCUUCCACCGAAGGUCAUCCAUUCGCACAACUACAAUCAAUAACGAACGGCAAUGUGGUGGCAAUAAGAAAUUUAAACUUAUCAUCAGGAUUUGAUAUAAACUCACCAGAUGAUGUAACAGUUAGAAGUGAAAUGGAGAAAUAUCUUCCAGCAGUACCGUCUCCAAUAAGCCCUUUCUCAUUUCCAAGUUGCAGGAAAAAAUUUCGACGAGAAAGUGCUAAUGUUGUCAGUGAGUUCUUUAAUUUUGAUAAUUCUGUGAAAAAUGAAGAUGUGAAAGAACGUGAACUGAAAGAAAGUGUUUUUUUAAACUUGGGCGAACACGAUAAACUUACUACAUCCCAGGCAGAAUCUACACAUGUUGCAGUAGAUAUUAAUUUUAACACCUUUCGACCACCACAAGUACGGAACUGUUUGGUUGUUUAUCCCCCAACACCACCAAGCUCAAAUCCAGGUUCACCAGAGAACUUAAUGCCUCGACCUGGGUUAGUAAUGAAUCCUCCACCACCAUAUACAGCUAUAGCUGCUGGUCGACGUGCAGCUGCUGCUGAUUUACAAAGACGUAGAAUACAUCAUUGUGACCAUCCUGGUUGUAACAAAGUUUACACUAAAAGUUCACAUCUUAAAGCUCAUCAAAGAACACAUACAGGUGAAAAACCCUAUAAAUGUUCAUGGGAAGGAUGUACAUGGCGUUUUGCUAGAUCAGAUGAACUUACCAGACAUUUUCGUAAACAUACUGGAGCAAAACCAUUUAAAUGUCAGCACUGUGAACGAGCUUUUAGUAGAUCUGAUCACUUAGCAUUGCAUAUGAAAAGGCACACUCAGUAGACUAGAAGAAAUUCAAGGAACAUGAGAUGUAUAAAUUAAUUGCAUAAUCAUGCAUCUUACCAUAGACCUCUUCCUUGACAAAAGGAAAUAAAUUGCAGUUGUCGAAUUUUUGUAAAUAUGUAAGAUUUAUGAUGAUGUGGUAGUUCAAAAUUAACUACAAAAAGGAUUAUUUAUUUUUCUGUUUGUCAUUAUAUGACAUGGAGAAAUUACUUGCUUUAUCAGAUUCUUGGAUCUGAUAUAAACUAGAUAUAAACCUCGUAAAGUUGCCAUUCUUUACAUAAAGCUUAGAUAUAAUUAAGAUUUGAAAUUCUCCUGGUAUAUGCCGUGAUGUUCCGUAUAGGUAUUUAUAAAUUACAUACAUGAAGCAUUCAAACUAA
Messenger RNA from Xenia sp. Carnegie-2017, 1413 nucleotides. RefSeq names its product Krueppel-like factor 3. NCBI's taxonomy places the organism in Eukaryota, Metazoa, Cnidaria, Anthozoa, Malacalcyonacea, Xeniidae. The coding region runs from base 158 to 1036 and encodes 292 amino acids. The record is from RefSeq and is a predicted model, not a curated record. The transcript has 2 exons. Gene Ontology annotation, biological process: regulation of transcription by RNA polymerase II. Gene Ontology annotation, molecular function: DNA-binding transcription factor activity, RNA polymerase II-specific; RNA polymerase II cis-regulatory region sequence-specific DNA binding.